AUGGAAAGGAAAGUAGAGAAAGAGCUUAAAGAGGCUCAAGACGAUCUUCAGGAGGCAAUAAGCUCAGAAAAAGCUAGAGCUGCUUCUGUUUCUGAACUAAAACAACAAUCUAUAGAUAUGGAAAAAUCAAUGGGAGCUUUCCAAACGGAAUCUGAAGCUGCCAAAAACCGGAUCUGGUGGAAAAGUGCCAAAUGGAUAGCCAUAGCUUCCAUUCUAAUCAUCCUUAUCUUUGGCACUCUCUUCUUUUUUAUAGCCAGUAAGCUCAAAGGCACCUUCUCCUCCGAUUCCCCACCCGACACUGACCAAUAA
Nematocida homosporus is the source of this 309-nucleotide messenger RNA. RefSeq lists its product as uncharacterized. NCBI's taxonomy places the organism in Eukaryota, Fungi, Microsporidia. The transcript has a single exon. The coding region runs from base 1 to 309 and encodes 102 amino acids. The record is from RefSeq and is a predicted model, not a curated record.